Polyodon spathula (Mississippi paddlefish) is the source of this 1176-nucleotide messenger RNA. Its product is annotated as barH-like 2 homeobox protein. Gene Ontology annotation, cellular component: nucleus. Gene Ontology annotation, molecular function: DNA-binding transcription factor activity, RNA polymerase II-specific; RNA polymerase II transcription regulatory region sequence-specific DNA binding. NCBI's taxonomy places the organism in Eukaryota, Metazoa, Chordata, Actinopteri, Acipenseriformes, Polyodontidae. The transcript has 3 exons. The record is from RefSeq and is a predicted model, not a curated record. The coding region runs from base 34 to 1128 and encodes 364 amino acids. Gene Ontology annotation, biological process: regulation of transcription by RNA polymerase II.
GGGUUUUUUUUUUUUUUUAAUCAUUUUACUACAAUGGAAGGGUCUAGCGGGUCGGAUUUUGGAAUAGACACUAUUUUAUCCAACAACAACACCAGCACCAGCAGCCCCGCACUAAUGAACGGAGAGUUUUGUCUCAGUGACAGCAGGACCGCGGAAUUUAGAACCCAGGCCACUCCAUCACCAUGUUCGGACAUAGAUACGGUGGGGACAGCCCCUUCUUCCCCUAUUUCGGUCACCAUGGAGCAUUCCGAACAGCAUCUGGUGCAAGACAGCAUUCAGCAUCACCGCCACCAUCACAGUCAGCACCAAAGUUUGCAGCUAUCGCCUCAGCCUGCACAGCAGAUAGGGGCAGCCGGCUCUGCCCCGAGGACAGCCACCUCUUCCUUUCUAAUCAAAGACAUUUUGGGCGACAGCAAACCCCUAGCAGCUUGUGCACCUUACAGCACCAGCGUCUCCUCGCCCCAUCACACCCCGAAAGCAGACGGCAUCGCAGCAACAGAAAGCUUCAGGCCAAAAUUAGAGCAAGAUGAAAGUAAAUGCAGGUUAGACAAACGAGACGACAUCCAGAGCGACAUGAAAUGCAACAACGGAACGAAAGAAGAGAGUGAUCGGGAGAUCACGAGUAGCAGAGACAGUCCCUCGGUUCGUUCCAAGAAGCCUCGCAAAGCGCGCACAGCCUUUUCAGAUCAUCAGCUUAAUCAGCUUGAGCGCAGCUUCGAGCGCCAGAAAUACCUGAGCGUGCAGGAUCGAAUGGACCUGGCAGCAGCGCUUAAUCUGACGGAUACCCAGGUCAAAACCUGGUACCAAAACAGGAGGACGAAGUGGAAAAGACAGACCGCUGUAGGACUAGAGCUGCUGGCUGAAGCGGGAAAUUAUUCAGCUCUACAAAGAAUGUUCCCGUCUCCUUAUUUCUAUCACCCGAGCUUGUUAGGCACUAUGGACAGCACGACAGCAGCCGCCGCAGCGGCCGCCAUGUACAGCAGCAUGUACCGGACUCCCCCGGCGCCUCACCCCGGUCUACAGAGGCCUUUGGUCCCCAGGGUUCUCAUCCACGGUCUCGGGCCGGGGGGGCAACCUGCCCUAAACCCUCUGGCUAACCCCAUCUCUGGCGCUCCACACCCCCGGUAAAAGAACAGAAAUAACAAAAACACAAAACAGGAGAAACUGAAAAUACAC